Molecule: messenger RNA, 4062 nt
Organism: Theileria annulata
Lineage: Eukaryota; Apicomplexa; Aconoidasida; Piroplasmida; Theileriidae
Product: cysteine repeat modular protein
Exons: 2
Coding region: 1-4062 (1353 amino acids)
Source: RefSeq, a predicted model, not a curated record
AUGUGCCCAGAGGGAUUUGGAUUCACUACGAUUUCCCUGGUUGGAUCUACAUCUAGAAAGUGUAUUAAAUGCCCAUUAAACACAUUUCAACCAAUAGAUGGAACUCAAGGCGGUUGUAUAAAAUGCCCAGAAAAUACAUAUACGCUGAAAGAGGGAUCUACUUCAUUGCUUGACUGCAUCCCACUCCCAGGGUAUUUCAAUCUUGUCGAUAAUUACAAGGUUAUGGCCGAAAACAUAGAGUCUAGUCACCAAACUUAUAAUGAAAUUAUUCUACAAUCACUUAAAGUGAAUUGUUACAGGAGCGUAGAACUCAUCUCACCAACCAAUAUGAUAUUGAGAGAAAGCAUUGAAUCGUGCGUAGAACUGUGCAAACUUAACCCCUAUUGCAAAUAUGCCCACUACUAUAAAUUCACACAAUUCGCAGGAUCAAGUGAAACCCCAAAAGAAAAUUUUUGUUCCUUGUAUACAACAUUCGGUAACAAAAUCCCUAUAAUUAAAUACGAGCCAGUCAGUAUUAGAGAUGACAACCAUGUUGUGUGUGAAAUUGUCAGGGAUUACGUAUACCCAAAAUUUCUUCUUUGUCCUAGAAACUAUUAUUGCCCAGGUGGGCUCAAUUCUUUGCUGAUUAAGUGUCCACUAAACUCUGUUACACUGAUUGAAGGGUCAUCGAAUCCUGAUCACUGCCUAUGCCUACCAGGAUAUUAUCCAUACAAUAACUUCUGCACCCCUUGCAAGAAGGGAAGUUAUAAACCAACAAUAUCAAAUGAUCUGUGCACCAAAUGCCCUGAAAAUACAACAACUGCAAUGGAAGGCUCAUUCUUCAUUAAUCAAUGUACCUGCACAAAGAACAAAUAUGCUGCACCAUUAAUACAACCAAAGAUCAGUACAACAAACAGAAUCUUAUACACAAAUACGGUUACUGAUGUACAUGAGCAUGGAACAAAGGAUAUAAAUGAGGAAUCUUUAGAUAUUGAUUGGUUAUUGAGUGAAAAUAUAAAGGAUUUAGUUAACAGAAAGUUAGAUUUUUACUGUUCAACUUGUCUUUACGGUUAUUUUUGCAAGGGAAUGUGGUUGUUUUCAAAGGUCCACAUGCCACCAGUUCCCUGUUAUGCUGGAUCCUCAGUCCCGAUUUCCUCUACAAAACAAUCCACAAGCUCAUGUAUGUGUAACCCAGGAUAUGGAAUAAGACCAUUGGUAAGUAAUUUGGAUACGGGAUUUGGAAUGGAGUGUCAAAAAUGCCUACCUGGUACUUUUAAAUUGGUUUACGAAAAUGAACCUUGUCAUGAAUUGUGUCCAGUGUAUUCCACAUCAUUACCUGGUUCUGAAAGUGAAAAGGAGUGCUUUUGCAUACCAGGAUUUUAUAAUAAUUUUAAAAAUGGUAAGUUUCAGUGUAAAAAAUGUCCAUACGGAUCUAUUUGUUAUGGUGGGAUACAAAAUGGUAUCCACACCAAACCUGUUCCAAAAAGUGGUUUUGCAAUAGUAGAUAUAAAUAAUAGUAGAAAUGAGUCCACUAACUCCUUCCUUCAAAUUUUUCCUCAAAAUACUAAUCCAGUUGUCAAAAAUAACCAUAUUAGAUUAACAUAUCCCUGUGUUACUCCUGCCCGUUGUAUAGGAGGAGGCAAGUGUUUCGAAGGAUCUUCUGGACUCCUUUGUACAGAGUGUGAUCCAGGUUAUGAUCUUCAUCAUUUUAAUUCCAAAUGUAAAAAAUGUUCAAGUAAUAUACGUGAAUUAAUUAAGAUUAUUUUACCCAGAAUUACACUGUAUUGCCUAAUAAUUCUACUCUCCUUGUAUAACAAACGAGCCAAUAGUACAUCUGAGCUAUCACUGGUAACCAUUUUUAAGAUUCUAUAUAGUUACACACUAUCACUAGUCCCCCUAGGAAUAAUACCCUCAAACUCACCGUCGAGUAUUAGAAAAUUUUAUAACUUUUACGAAAAAUUCUUUUACCAUCCAUUAAAUUUUUAUGCAUAUGUAGAUCGAGUAAACUGCUUCAGAAACUUGGCAGUAUAUGUAGAUUUUAUUUUAAAUCGCUUGGGUUUUGACAAAAGAGUCCCCAAGCUGACUGAACUUAACUAUAUAGAAAUUUGGUACCUUCAAAGGUACUUUGGAAUAUUCAAACUAAUACUUGAUAUUAUAUUUAUUUUCAUAAUUGAUUUCAUUCUUUACAUAGUAAAUAAAACAUUUUCUAUAUGUCAAAGGUCGCUCAAAAGGCGACUUAAGUUCCUUAGAAUAAAGGUUGGAACAAGUAAUGUUUCUCUGUCAACAUCACAUGAUGAGACUGAAAUAAAAUUUGAAACCGAUCCUAAACUAAUUUUUCAACACAUAGUAGUCUUGAUAUGUUUACAUUUACCAUCUAUAUCUUUAAAUUCACUUUCUAUGUUAUGGUGUACAAAAUUUCCACUAAGAAAAGGUUAUGUGCUUUUGCACAUGCCAAAUCAAGAAUGUACCUUUAAAAAUAAGUACUUUAUGUUUGGUUCCAUAGUUAGUGGGUCAUCAAUGGGUUUUAUUUUUAUAUUACUGUUAUUUUUGUUUUUUAAAUUCUGGAAUUGUGAGUACACCUCGGGCUGGGGGAAUAUAUUUAUUACUGGAUACAGGAAAAAAUAUAGAAACUGGGAUGUUGUUCAAUUGAUAAGACAGAUCCUAAUCAUUUUCCUUAUAGUAUGCAGGAACUCAAUAGACUCGAACAAAUCUGAAAUUAACAGAAUUUUGUUCUACCUAAUCAUUCACAUUAUAUACCUUGUGAUAAUGUUGUCAACCAAACCAUAUGAUUCGAGAUCAGGAUUUGUAUUUUUAAAUUUGGAAAAAUAUUUAAUAGCUUCAAACAUUUUUUCAUCAAUGUUUAUGUACGGAUCAUAUUUUCACAAUUUUUCAAUUAUUUCAGGAUUGCCAUUUAUAGUUUCUGCAAUAUCAUAUGUGUUAAUUUUCUCAACUCUAUUACGAGAGUUUAUAACAAUUUGUUGUAUUAUAUCUAGACCCAGAGAAUAUUUUUGGAGAAAUUUUACCUCCUCUUUCAUAUCAUUUUUUAAACACAACCACUCAUUGCUAUACUUUAAUCAGCAUGAUGAUACCAUGGUUUUUGAAGCUUAUAACAUCUCAAAAAAGAAAUCAAUAGACUCAAUUAUUGAUUCUGUAAAUAUUAAGCGUGAUAAAACCUUUUUAAUUACAUGCUUAAGAGAGGUUAUAGAAGUUUGUAUAUCCCACAAAAACAUAGGUGUAUUUUCUUCUACCCUUUUCUACUUCUACAUCAGGCUUAUAUUCUGGAAUUCCAGAUGUAUGAAGAUUGAUAUUUUCUGUAAAAAUAUCCCAAAAUAUGAGAUAAUCGAGUAUGUACUAUAUUUAUAUUUCUUUAAUAAGAAAUACAAGGGGUUUGCCAAACUGUUUUUGCUAAAUUACCCAUUCAACACAAUAAGGUCUCACAUAGUUUGUUUUCAUAACUCAGAACCUUGCGGUGAAUCAUGCGAACAGUUACAAUACAAAACUUUAGAUGAAUGUUUUGACCAUAUCUCAUCAACUCUGCUUGUGGACAUAUUAUUCGAGGAAUUUUACAACGAUGGACCCAUAACACUAUCUCAAUUCUAUUAUUCCUUAAUCUCACUUAGCCGUAUGAAUAAAUCUGAGAUAGUAAGAAUCUAUGAAAUAUUUACCAAAUAUCUAGAUCUUGUAAGAAAUUUUGGCAUAAAAAUAAAGAAAACUAAACUGAAAGUAAUAGAAAAUGAGAUAAAUGCACUCAAAGAGCGUGCAAAACAAGAAGGAGAUUACGGAGCUCUAAUGUCAGAGAAACAAAAAAGAACAACUGAACUCGAGAGUCUGAGAUUAGAAGUUGAUGAACUUAAAGACUCCUUAGAAGAAGAAAUGAAAAAAAUCGAUUCGAUAGGAACUAGAUUUUCAAGAGCUUCAGCCUUGAAAAUCGGAGUUGAAAAGGUUUUAUCGGAACAUUUGACCAAUGAUGAAAUUAUCAAGUCGAUAUCAAAAUUGGAAAGGAAACUAGGAACGAAUAGAAAAUCAAGUGUUUUUUCUAACAAGAAGAGAGUUGACUCUAUUUAUAAAUUAAAAGUGACAUGA